Messenger RNA from Histoplasma capsulatum G186AR, 1285 nucleotides. Its product is annotated as COP9 signalosome complex subunit. The transcript is spliced from 2 exons. Gene Ontology annotation, cellular component: COP9 signalosome. The coding region runs from base 63 to 1082 and encodes 339 amino acids. Lineage: Eukaryota; Fungi; Ascomycota; Eurotiomycetes; Onygenales; Ajellomycetaceae. The record is from RefSeq and is a predicted model, not a curated record.
CACACACAAGAAGUCGAAAGGGAAUAAGAAGAGCGAUUGUUAUUUAAUCACUUUCUUCACCCAUGGAGAAGAUACAUGCUCGGGCUGUUGACGCUCUUGAGCGUUUCAUUCACCUGGCAAAUGCUUCAUCGAAUACCCCACGCGACAUAACCGACAUCAUCACAAAUGCCACCUCGUCCCCAAACACAUUCAUAUUCGCAGAACUCCUCGAAGUUCCAGCUAUUCAGUCAUUGCGCUCUCCGGAUACCCCGGCUGAAUACCGUAAUCAUCUCACGCUUCUAGAGAUCUUCGCCUGGGGAACAUGGGAAGAAUAUCAAUCUACUCCAAACCUCCCUCAACUCAAUGACAAACAAUCCGAGAAGCUCCGCCUCCUUUCCCUCCUCACUCUCUCCACAUCCCACAACCCCCUCACUUACGCCAUUGCCAUGAAAGCCCUCUCGCUCCCCAACCACGCAGCUCUCGAAUCCCUGGUCACGAAAGCCAUCUACUCCUCCCUGAUAACCGCGCGCAUCUCUCCAGCCACGAACCCCGCAUUCAUCCACGUAACAUCGACCGCACCCCUCCGCGACGUACGGCCCCAAUCCAUCGCCCCCAUGAUAUCGAUCUUGACAGAAUGGCAAGCUCGAUGCAGUGAUGUAGUGGGCGGCAUAGAAACGGAGAUCGCGAAGAUAAAAUCCGACGCUGAGAAGCGGAGAGCGAGGGAGAAGGAUCGGGCCUCUCGCGUUGAGCGCAGUGUUGCUGGUUGGGAUGGCGAUGGUGAUGAGGACGACGGGGCGGGGGCGGGGGCGGGAGCGGGAGCAGGCUCAAGUUCUGGAUCCGGCGCGGGGUCUAAACAUUCGUUGUCGUUCUCCGGCGGUGGUCGCGGGCCCAGUCUUCGCUCGCAUUUUUCUGCAAUGGCGGGUGGUGGUGGUAGUGGGAGUAAACGCGAGCUCAAUGAUUGUGGUGACGACAGUAGGUAUCGAGGCUUUGGGCGCAUGGAUGUGGAUGGGCCGGGCAUGGGUGCUGGUGCUGAUGGAGGUCUUGGUGGCGUGGGCCAAACGACACGUCAUGCGAAACGCCUUUUGGCUUUGGGAAGCCGAUAAAUUGGCUGUUUUGCUUUUCUUCUUUCUUUUUUUGACCUUUAAUGAGACCUACGGUAUUAUGAAAGCUUCCUGCUUCCGGUACCCCUUAUCAAGGCGUGCAAUUUACGAUGUAGUGAAGAGGUUUAGAGAUUUACAACCAUACUCGAUAUCACGAAGGUGCUCUCGAUACCAUUAAUGACAGAGGAUUAUGAACUUUAUUUAUU